Molecule: messenger RNA, 1485 nt
Organism: Brassica rapa (field mustard)
Lineage: Eukaryota; Viridiplantae; Streptophyta; Magnoliopsida; Brassicales; Brassicaceae
Product: chaperone protein dnaJ 10
Source: RefSeq, a predicted model, not a curated record
UUUUCUUUCUUCUUUUCUUCUUCUUGACAAGGAAACAGCGUAAAGCCUUCACAUCACUACCUUAAUUUUCUGUGUGGUUGCAUCGUUGUAUAUUCUCUUAUCACUCGUCAUAAUAUAAAAAAACCCAAAUCUUUCUCUCAUUCGCCAACUAACCAAAGACAGAGAGAGAGAUAAAGAAAGAGAUCGAUUUACACAUACGCACGCACGACCAGAGGUAUGGUGAAGGAGAAUGAGUAUUAUGACAUCUUAGCCGUCAAAACUGAUGCUUCCGAAGCUGAUAUUAAAAAGGCUUACUACUUAAAAGCAAGGAAAGUUCAUCCAGACAAGAACCCUGGAGAUCCUCAAGCUGCUAAAAACUUUCAGGUACUAGGCGAGGCGUAUCAGGUUUUGAGCAAUCCUGAAAAGAGAGCAGCUUAUGACAAAUACGGCAAAGAAGGUGUUCAACAGGAUGCAAUGGUUGAUCCUGCAUCUGUGUUUGGUAUGCUUUUCGGAAGCGAAGUCUUUGAAGAAUACGUUGGGCAGCUUGCACUUGCUUACUUAGCAUCCAUCGAAGCUGACUUAGAAUCAUACGAGCCUGAGAUCAGAAAGCAAAUGCUUCAAGACAAAAUCAAAGCUCUUCAGAAGGAGAGGGAAGACAAGCUAGCUGCUACGUUGAAAAACAAACUCGAACCAUUUGUGGAAGGACGUACCGACGAGUUUACCGAAUGGGCAAACCAAGAAGCAAAGAGCCUUUCUUCUGCCGGUUUUGGGGAGGCGAUGAUGCAUACAAUUGGUUACAUAUACACAAGAAAAGCGGCUAAAGAGAUAGGGAAAGGCAAACGGUUUUUGAAAGUGCCCUUCUUAGCUGAAUGGGUGCGUGACAAAGGCCACCACAUGAAAUCUCAAGUGAUGGCUGCUUCCGGUGCGGUUUCGUUGCUUCAGCUGCAGGAUGAGGUGAACAGGCUGCAUGAGCACCAAGGAGAUAACAAAGAGGAGCAUAUUCAGAAAGCCAUUGAAGCUAAAAUGGAUGCUUUGCUUCAGUCUCUCUGGCAAAUCAAUGUUCUAGACAUCGAAUCCACUCUCUCUCAUGUCUGCCAAUCUGUGCUUAGAGAUCCAAGUGUUUCCAAAGAUGUACUUCGAGCACGAGCCGUGGGGCUAAGGAAACUUGGAACGAUCCUCCAGAAACCAAUGUAUAAACUUAGACCGUGCAUGCAUCUCUGUGUUACUGUUAGGGUGCUAAGAAGCCAUACACCAGAGGAAGCAGCUUACGUCACGAAGCCGUGAAACUGGACACCGGAGGUUCUUCAACGGCGACGUCCUGAAACUUCCAUCAUCUUUCUUUUAAAACAGAGGGAAACCGGAAUUUAAAAUGCUGUUUUUUUUUUUACUUUUUCUUUUUUGCUAUUGGCUCAAGUUUGGAUUUGUCUUUUAUUCUGAGGUUGUGUUUCUGAGAAAAUGAUUCAUCAAUAGAUCAAACCUAACCUAUUAAGGCCACUGCUUAGUAUU